GCCGUCGAACGUGUUUCUAUAAUAAACAAUAUAAGCUCUUUGAAGCUCUGCCGAUGACGGACAAGUCAACUCGCGGCUAGUUGUACUCUUUUGGCCCGAUUUGAUUUACCGUGACCAACAUCUAAUCCACCAAGUCGCGGAUUCAGUGAAGUAGCAAAAAUUAUGUUCAAAUAAUUCAACAUAACCCGACAAAAUGGCCUGUUUAUCUGACAUUGAUUUGGCUACAUUGCAUAAAAGUCGACUUGAAGAGCGUCUAAAUUACAAAUUAGCGUGGAGCUCAAGUCGCAGUGAUAGUUUUCAUUAUGGAUUUAGUGAAAUCACUAAAGAGUGUCUCCGUCGAAAUGUUAAAAAAUGCACCAAUGAUAAGUGUACGACUAAAUAUUCCAAUAAUAACUGUGAUGCUAAGUUAUGUGAUAAAUUAAAUAAAUUAAAUUUAACGAAACAACAAAUUCGACAAGCAGAUUUUGCACGGGAAAAUCGUUCAGCUGAUGAAGAAAAGAAUUUGAAUUAUUUUAGUUCGUAUACAAGGAGGCGACGAUCGGGGACAUGGCCGCGAACAAGAAGUUUAAAUGCGCCUUCGCCGUUUCAACAGUUUGGACCAUGUGGAAGGAUUAUGAAAAAUUCAGCCAUGGUUAUGCAAAUCCAAGAUCCUGCGAGCCAAAGACUUACCUGGUACAAACCCCCAUUAACCGUUCUUGUCAUAAAAAAAGUUCGUGACUCAACCGUUUUGCAGCCUUUUGUUCAACUUGUUGAGUGGCUUGUUCAGGAAAAAAACAUGGUUGUUUGGGUUGAAUCAGCCGUCCUGGAAGAUCCUCUUCUACGUGAAGAUAAAAAAUUCCAAGACAUCAAAGAGAAACUUGUAACAUUUAAAGAUGGACGCGAUGACCUCACUGAUCGUAUUGAUUUCAUUGUUUGUCUUGGUGGAGAUGGAACACUUCUGUAUGCGUCACUGUUAUUUCAACAAUCGGUUCCACCAGUUAUGGCGUUUCAUUUGGGCUCAUUGGGUUUCCUUACCCCAUUCCAAUUUGAUAACUUUCAAGAGCAGGUGACUAAUGUACUUGAAGGCCACGCAGCCCUGACACUUCGAAGUCGUCUUCGAUGUGUAAUCUUUAGGAAGUCUGAACGCCAUCAAAAAGAUAGUACAAGUGAACAAAAUCAUUACAACAAUAUAUCGUCUGGGGUAACGGCUACUAACGAAACCAUCGAUAACAGCAUACAUUUACCAAAUGCAGUUUCCAACAAAGCAUCAACAAAUAUUUUGGUUCUGAACGAAGUCGUGAUCGAUCGAGGGCCAUCACCUUACUUAAGUAAUAUUGAUCUCUUUCUGGAUGGAAAAUACAUAACUUCCGUGCAAGGAGAUGGCUUAAUUGUGUCCACGCCAACUGGUAGUACUGCAUACGCUGUUGCAGCUGGUGCUUCUAUGAUUCAUCCGUCCGUACCUGCAAUCAUGGUUACACCAAUUUGUCCUCAUUCUUUGAGUUUCAGACCGAUAGUUGUGCCUGCUGGCGUCGAGUUAAAAAUCUCGGUAUCACCCGAUAGUCGUAACACAUCUUGGGUUUCAUUUGAUGGAAGAAAUCGUCAAGAACUAUUUCAUGGUGACAGCCUUCGUGUAACAACAUCAAUCUACCCAGUACCAAGUAUAUGCGCUCAAGAUCAAAUAUCCGAUUGGUUUGAUUCCCUAGCGGAAUGUCUUCAUUGGAACGUACGCAAAAAGCAGAAGUGUUUGGAGGAAUUAUCGGACUUAACUACAUCCGGAUCCGAAGACACCCUUGAUGAGUUAGAACGUGGUAAUGAUCCACUAAUUGACAGUUAAAUUUGCCUAUAAACCGUAGGCCGUUUUUUGCAAAAUCAAAAUCAGUUAAUAUUCUUUGAUAUAUUUUGGUAAAUAAUAAUAUAAGUUGCGAUCUAAAAAAAAUCCAUAAAAAAUUGCCAAACGCACUCAGGGCUUAGGAGUGCCGAAAUCAACUAUAAAAAAUAUUACAAAAAGUUUAUAAACCUGUACAUUGUGUUUUGUUAUUGCACUCCUUCUGCCCGAAAUGUUCAUAGAACAAAACGUAUGACAUUCGAAUUUUACUUAGGAUAAUUGUUUGUUCUUUCUAUUGGUUUCUUAACCUUUGCAAUAUUUUUCCUAUAUAAUAUUAAAAGCAAAUAAUUAUUUAACUAUCAUUUAAUAAUUUCUUUUUUUAUAAAAUGGUUGUAGAAAAUAUAUACAAAUUUAAUAUAUAAA
This is a messenger RNA of Eupeodes corollae, 2227 nucleotides long. Its product is annotated as NAD kinase-like. The record is from RefSeq and is a predicted model, not a curated record. The transcript has 8 exons. Gene Ontology annotation, molecular function: NAD+ kinase activity. Lineage: Eukaryota; Metazoa; Arthropoda; Insecta; Diptera; Syrphidae. Gene Ontology annotation, biological process: NADP+ biosynthetic process; NAD+ metabolic process. Bases 194 to 1813 code for a protein of 539 amino acids.